AUGAGGUUCCACUUUGAAGACGGCCAUCUAGGGACUUUCAAUCUGGGAGUCAUUUCAUCCAGUGAACAACUUCUUGUGCCAAACCUGAGGUACUUCCAGAACUUACAGUAUCUUAGUUUGGCUUAUUGCAGAAAGUUCACAGACAAAGGUUUACGGUACCUGAAUUUAGGGAAUGGAUGCCACAAGCUCAUCUAUUUGGACCUUUCCGGCUGCACCCAGAUUUCAGUCCAAGGCUUCAGGAACAUUGCAAACAGCUGCACUGGAAUUAUGCAUCUGACCAUCAACGACAUGCCAACUCUAACGGACAACUGUAUAAAAGCUUUAGUUGAGAAGUGUUCUCGUAUAACAUCAAUAGUUUUCACUGGUGCGCCUCAUAUCUCUGACUGUGCUUUUAAAGCUCUUUCUACUUGUAACCUCAGAAAGAUCCGAUUUGAAGGAAAUAAAAGGAUUACUGAUGCGUGCUUCAAGUUUAUAGACAAGAAUUAUCCAAAUAUCAAUCACAUUUACAUGGCAGGCUGCGAGAGAAUAACAGAUGGUUGCCUUAAGUCACUUUCACCUUUGAAGCAACUGACUGUGUUGAAUUUGGCAAAUUGUAUAAGAAUUGGUGAUGUGGGACUAAGACAACUUCUUGAUGGUCCUGUGAGCACCAGGAUAAGAGAGCUAAAUUUAAGUAACUGUAUCCACCUGAGCGAUAUCUCUAUUGUGAAACUAUCAGAGCGCUGCCCUAAUUUAAACUACUUGAGUUUACGAAAUUGUGAAUAUUUGACUGACCUAGGAAUUGAAUAUAUCGUGAACAUCUUUUCCUUGCUGUCAGUAGAUCUCUCUGGAACACAUAUCUCUAAUGAGGGUUUGAUGAUACUUUCCAGACAUAAAAAAUUAAAGGAACUUUCUCUAUCUGAGUGUUAUAAAAUCACCGAUGUCGGAAUUCAGGCAUUCUGCAAAGGCUCACUAAUCUUAGAACACUUGGAUGUCUCUUAUUGCCCCCAGCUGACAGAUGAGAUUAUUAAAGCACUGGCCAUUUAUUGCAUUCACCUCACAUCUCUCAGCAUUGCUGGCUGUCCAAAGAUUACAGACUCGGCAAUGGAGAUGUUAUCGGCAAAAUGCCAUUACUUGCACAUUUUGGAUAUUUCUGGUUGUAUCCUGCUUACUGACCAAAUGCUUGAGGACCUUCAGAGAGGCUGCAGACAACUUCGAAUCCUUAAGAUGCAAUACUGCAGACGUAUUUCCAAGGAAGCAGCGAAGAGAAUGUCAUCUGUCGUUCAGCAGCAGGAAUAUAACCCUAAUGACCCUCCACUUUGGUUUGGCUAUGAUUAUGAAGGCAAGCCCCUUAAAAGACAACAUGAGAUAACACCACUUAAAGGAGACGAAGAAGUCAUAGUGACAGAGUCAACACACAGUAGUGAAGAAGUAGUAUGACCUUCAGCCUCAACAGGAAGAACAAAAAAUCUAGAACUUGGUAACUUCAUCUGAUGUAAGUAUUUUUACCAGCUGGAUCUCAACAGUGUAAACAAGCA
Leptonychotes weddellii (Weddell seal) is the source of this 1514-nucleotide messenger RNA. Lineage: Eukaryota; Metazoa; Chordata; Mammalia; Carnivora; Phocidae. The record is from RefSeq and is a predicted model, not a curated record.